AUGCUUCAAGAAACUCCAGCAUCUUUAAUCCAUUCAGCUAUAGAUAGUUUUGAGAUCGAACCAGAUUUACAUAUACUAAGAAGAAUAGAAGAGGCUAUUCAAAAAGCACAAAAUCAAAGAAAUCUUAUAAUAGAAACCCAUGAAAACAAAAUUAAUCAACUUACAAGAGAAUAUGAAACUCUUUUAGCUGAAAUUGAAGCACUUACUUCAGCUAGUGGAGUCUCGUUUGAAAUGGCCCGUAAAUUUGGUAGUCAAUCUAUGUCCACCACAUCCAUCGAAGAAGAUAACAUCUUUAAAGUAUUCCAAAAGAAAUCAAUUGAAUUAGAUGGAUUGAAAGUUCUGCUUGCUAAAACUUUGAACGAUUUGGAGAGUCAAAUCAAUCUGAUGAAUAUCAUAAUUUUGAAAUUAACGGAAUCAUUAGAUCAAUUAGAAACCAAAAAGGAAAGAGUAAUUAAUGAUAAUUUUUUAAAUAAUCCAGACUCUAAAAUUAUGAAAAUUAAUUUAUAUAAAUCACUUGGAAUUUUAAUUGAAAAUUUUGAUCAAGUCAAUGAAAAUGGUGAUGGGAAAGAUCGGAUAUUAAUUUAUAAUCGUGAAACUGAUCUUACAAACAUUCUUAAUGUUUCUGAUAAGUAUAGUGAUUAUUUUAUCACUAAUCACAUAUGGGACAGUUUAUAA
Molecule: messenger RNA, 675 nt
Organism: [Candida] anglica
Lineage: Eukaryota; Fungi; Ascomycota; Pichiomycetes; Serinales; Debaryomycetaceae
Source: the annotation of a GenBank genome assembly